AUCCAGCUCUCUUCUCUAUUCUCUAAAGAGCACUACAUCUCUCUAAACCGCCCUCAACCUCUCACUUACACCACCAUUAAUCCACCACUUCCACCACCUUAUACCUCCCUCUUGAUCACCCAACACGUCCCUCACAUCUCCUUUCUCUCCCUCUCACUGUUUCUGUCAAGAAGAAGUGAACAAGACCCAAGAUCACCACCCACUGCCACCACCCUACCACUCACUGCCACCACCGGAAAAUACCAUCCCCAAGCCUUGAUUUCUGCUGUUUUCGAUCCCCAAAUGUCCCUCCCCACUCCCUUCAUCGGAACCAGUCGAGAUCAGCAAGAAAAUGACGGCAGAAGGACCACCGGAGUAGCCUCCUGCCACCCCGUCACCUUCACUGUUGCCGCUGCUUUAAAUCACCGGCCACCACCACCAGCCGCCACCUCCAGCCAACCCCUUCUACUGAAACUAAAUAAAUCUCGACGGUUCGUUAUCAAAGCGACACUUCUCGGUUUCUCGCAUCAAAUACUCGAAACAAAUCAUCAACCACACGUUAAGGGGAUCAUCAGACAGGCUUUCAGGCAGAAGAUUAGUCGUGGAUUGCAGACGACCUAGCUAGCUUGCUUCUGUUAUUUGCUUAUCUGUCUAAGGCAACUACUGUACUAUUAUUAUCUA
This is a messenger RNA of Lactuca virosa, 660 nucleotides long. The record is from the annotation of a GenBank genome assembly. Lineage: Eukaryota; Viridiplantae; Streptophyta; Magnoliopsida; Asterales; Asteraceae.